Triticum aestivum (bread wheat) is the source of this 1368-nucleotide messenger RNA. RefSeq names its product metalloendoproteinase 1-MMP. Lineage: Eukaryota; Viridiplantae; Streptophyta; Magnoliopsida; Poales; Poaceae. Gene Ontology annotation, molecular function: zinc ion binding; metalloendopeptidase activity. Bases 217 to 1257 code for a protein of 346 amino acids. Gene Ontology annotation, biological process: proteolysis; collagen catabolic process; extracellular matrix organization. The transcript has a single exon. Gene Ontology annotation, cellular component: extracellular matrix. The record is from RefSeq and is a predicted model, not a curated record.
AGCAAGUUCCAAACAACACCCCAUUUUGUUCUUUUGUUCUCCUCCUCCUUUUUCGAAGCCAGAGCUGAGCACCAAAAUUAUAAGACAAGGGACAACAAUACUAGCAGCACACUAGUCAAAGUUUCGUCCUACGGUGUGGCCCUCGACAUUCUUUCCUCUUCUUCUUAUAUGCGCGCAGUCAUGUAGAACUAGAAGUAGCCAUAUGCGCGCGCGCCCAUGUCCAUCUUCUUCUUCUCCUUCUUCUUGCCCCUCCUCCUGUUUCCACCAUGCUGCAGCUGCUGCUCCCGGCACCUUCUUCUCCACGGCGACGCCAACCCCUCCUCCUCGCUCGCGGGCAUGCUCCAGGCGCGGGACGGCAACGUCACCGACGGCCUCAGGCGCUACCUGGCGCGCUUCGGCUACGCGUCCACGCCUGACGACGCCGACGGCCAGCUCGUGGUGCGGCUCUACCAGUCCACCCUCGGCCUCCCCGUCACCGGCCGCCUCGACGCCCGCACGCUCGACCUCCUCGCCACCCCGCGCUGCGGCGUCCCGGACCUCCAGACGAACGCCACCGCCCGCUUCGCCUUCUUCGCCGGCCAGCCGCGCUGGGCGCGCGCGCCGGGCCACUUCCUGCUCACCUACGCCGUGCUCUCCGACCCUCCCUACCAGCCCCUCCCUGAUCAUCUCCCGCGCGGGGCCGUGCGCGCCGCCUUCCGCCGCGCGUUCGCGCGCUGGGCGCGCGUCAUCCCGGUGCGGUUCCGCGAGAUGCGCGACUACAACACGGCGGACGUGCGCGUGGGCUUCCUCGCGGGCGACCACGGCGACGGCGAGCCCUUCGACGGCCCGCUCGGCGUGCUCGGCCACGCCUUCUCCCCGCCCAGCGGCCAGCUCCACCUCGACGCCGCCGAGCGGUGGGCCGUCCUCGGCCACGACGGCGACGACCCCGGCUCCGGCGCCGUGGACCUCGAGUCGGUGGCCACGCACGAGAUCGGCCACGUGCUGGGCCUGGCGCACUCGUCGGUCCCGGACGCCGUCAUGUACCCGAGCCUGAAGCCGCGCAGCCGCAAGGCGGACCUCACCCUGGACGACGUCCGCGGCGCGCAGGCGCUCUACGGCUCCAACCCGCGCUUCAGCCUCAGCUCCCUCUCCGAGCCCGACACCUCCUCAGCCGCCCCGGCGGUGGCCACCACCAGGUCGCCCGGGAAGACGACGACGACGCAUACGGCCAUCCUGCUCUUGCUUGUCACCGUCACUCCUCUGCUCCUCCUCUGCUAGCUUGAUUGAUUAAGCUCUACUAUAAGUAGAUAGAUAUAUACACUGUACACAUGACACAUCUUAAACUCUUCAUUAGUUGGACUUGAGAGAAACUGAUCAAGAUUUUAUCAA